This is a messenger RNA of Condylura cristata (star-nosed mole), 3666 nucleotides long. It is a transcript of the gene PRKCH, whose product is annotated as protein kinase C, eta. Gene Ontology annotation, biological process: protein phosphorylation. The transcript is spliced from 14 exons. Gene Ontology annotation, molecular function: diacylglycerol-dependent serine/threonine kinase activity; ATP binding. The record is from RefSeq and is a predicted model, not a curated record. Bases 537 to 2588 code for a protein of 683 amino acids. NCBI's taxonomy places the organism in Eukaryota, Metazoa, Chordata, Mammalia, Eulipotyphla, Talpidae.
GCGCGGGAGGCCGCGCCGCGCUCUGUGAACUUGGAGCCUGGCGCGCGAGGCUCGCGCCGGGGAUGCGGCGGCGGCUGCUUCCUGGUUUGAAACUCGCGGAGGGGGGAGCGCGAGCCGGCGGGGGCGGGGGCAGGAGCAGCGGCAGGAGGCGGAGGAAGAGACGCUUGGGCUGAGCUAGCCGGACGGGUCGCUCCGGCUCUCGGCCGAGAGGAGCUUCCCGGCCCUGGAAAAGGGGCGAGUCCUGUGCGAGCCCCCGAGAAACGCCGCGCGCUCUCAGGGACAGUCGGGGUAGCCCGGACAGCUGAGGGCUCAGCGCCGGGCUCCCCUCCUUUCCACCUCGCGAGGGAGAGAGGGAGGGAAGGAGGGGAGGAGAAGGUCCCGCGGAGGAGGCGGAAUGGCCGGGCUCGGGGGGCUUGGGCGCUGCUCUUCCCAGGAACUGCCGCCGCUCCUGAGGCUGCCGCGAGGGCUGGCCUGAGCGGGGGCUCCAGGCUCUCCUGCCGCGAGCCAGCGUGCCCCCUCGGGGCUGCGGAGCCGGCAUGUCGUCGGGCACCAUGAAGUUCAAUGGCUACUUGAGGGUCCGCAUCGGCGAGGCCGUGGGGCUGCAGCCCACCCGCUGGUCCCUGCGCCACUCGCUCUUCAAGAAGGGCUACCAGCUGCUGGACCCCUACUUGACAGUGAGCGUGGACCAGGUGCGCGUGGGCCAGACCAGCACCAAGCAGAAGACCAACAAACCCACGUACAACGAGGAGUUCUGUGCCAAUGUCACUGACGGUGGCCACCUCGAGCUGGCCGUCUUCCACGAGACGCCCCUGGGUUACGACCACUUCGUGGCAAACUGCACCCUGCAAUUCCAGGAGCUGCUGCGCCCGGCAGGGGCCUCGGACACCUUCGAGGGUUGGGUGGACCUGGAGCCUGAGGGGAAAGUAUUUGUGGUAAUAACCCUAACAGGAAGCUUCACAGAAGCUACUCUCCAGAGGGACCGAAUCUUCAAACAUUUUACUAGGAAGCGCCAAAGGGCGAUGCGAAGGAGAGUCCACCAGAUCAACGGACACAAGUUCAUGGCCACAUACCUGCGGCAGCCAACCUACUGCUCUCAUUGUAGGGAAUUUAUCUGGGGAGUUUUUGGGAAACAGGGUUAUCAGUGCCAAGUGUGCACCUGUGUCGUCCAUAAGCGCUGCCAUCAUCUAAUUGUUACAGCCUGCACCUGCCAAAACAAUAUUAACAAAGUGGAUUCAAAGAUUGCUGAACAGAGAUUUGGAAUCAACAUCCCACACAAGUUCAACGUCCACAACUACAAAGUGCCCACGUUCUGCGAUCACUGUGGCUCCCUGCUCUGGGGGAUAAUGCGUCAAGGACUUCAGUGCAAAAUCUGCAAGAUGAAUGUCCACAUUCGAUGUCAGGCCAACGUGGCCCCGAACUGUGGGGUCAACGCAGCGGAGCUGGCAAAGACACUGGCAGGGAUGGGCCUGCAACCUGGGAACAUUUCUCCAACCUCGAAGCUCGUUUCCAGAUCCACUCUAAGACGACAGGGGAAGGAGAGCACCAAAGAAGGAAAUGGGGUUGGGGUGAAUUCUUCCAACCGACCUGGGAUUGACAACUUUGAGUUCAUCCGAGUGUUGGGGAAGGGGAGCUUUGGGAAGGUGAUGCUUGCAAGAAUAAAAGAAACAGGAGACCUCUAUGCCGUGAAGGUGCUGAAGAAGGACGUGAUCCUGCAGGAUGACGACGUGGAAUGCACAAUGACGGAGAAGAGGAUCCUGUCCUUGGCCCGGAACCACCCCUUCCUCACGCAGCUAUUCUGCUGCUUCCAGACCCCUGAUCGACUGUUUUUUGUUAUGGAGUUUGUGAAUGGAGGUGACUUGAUGUUUCACAUUCAGAAGUCUCGUCGUUUCGAUGAAGCACGUGCUCGCUUCUAUGCUGCAGAAAUCAUCUCAGCACUCAUGUUCCUCCACGAGAAAGGAAUAAUCUAUAGAGAUCUGAAACUGGACAAUGUGUUGUUGGACCACGAGGGUCACUGUAAACUGGCCGACUUCGGAAUGUGCAAGGAAGGAAUCUGUAACGGAAUCACCACGGCCACCUUCUGUGGCACCCCUGACUACAUCGCUCCAGAGAUCCUCCAGGAGAUGCUGUACGGGCCAGCAGUGGACUGGUGGGCAAUGGGUGUGUUGCUGUACGAGAUGCUGUGUGGCCACGCGCCCUUUGAGGCUGAGAACGAAGAUGACCUCUUUGAGGCCAUCCUGAACGACGAGGUGGUCUACCCCACAUGGCUCCACGAAGACGCCACUGGGAUCCUGAAAUCUUUCAUGACCAAAAACCCCACCAUGCGCUUGGGCAGCCUGAGUCAGGGCGGUGAGCACGCCAUCCUGAGACACCCUUUCUUCAAGGAAAUCGACUGGACUCAGCUGAACCAUCGCCAGCUGGAACCACCUUUCAGACCCAGAAUUAAAUCCCGAGAAGAUGUCAGUAACUUUGACCCUGACUUCAUAAAGGAAGAACCCGUCUUAACUCCCAUUGAUGAGGGACAUCUCCCUAUGAUUAACCAGGAUGAGUUUAGAAACUUUUCCUUUGUGUCUCCAGAAUUGCAACCAUAGCCUUAUGAGGCAUGAGAGGAGGUAUGAGAAUUAAAAGGGCCAGAGAUUUUCCUUUGUGGGGAACUCCCCUACAUGGACCAUAGAACAUGGCCCUUACCUUCCAGGAGCAGAUGGAGAGCGAUGAAGGACAGGCCUUCAUGAGACCAACUAUUUCAAAUCUUGAGCACUGGAAACUGUUGAUACAAAGUGAGACUGGAUGAAGAAAUGUACAUCUCAUCCUAGGCGUUACUGUGGCUAAUUCUGACUUAAGAAGUUGACAGGCGCCAAAAGGAGAGAAGAAAUAUGUGAAUAAAAAAACUAGAUCCUAGAAAUUCUGAGCCAAAUAGGCUACUUACUAAAGAGACAAAACUUUGUGUGGAGCUUUCUAUGCUCUUCUUUAAUCAAUGGGCCCCGAUGCAUGUAGUACUCAGGAUGUCUCUAAACUCUCGUGAAGAAUUUACAGAUAAGGAAACGAUGGCUUGCAAGUAGAAUGAUUUAUGCCGAAGAAACAAAAAAUGGUAUCCAUAAAACUCAACUUCAAGCCCAGUCUUGGAAACAGAUGUUGGACACCAGGGCCACUGCCACAGCUUGUUCUCUGAUUCCUCUUUCAUUGACAGAUAUUUAUUGAAUGCCAGUGAGAAGGUGCCACAAUAUCUAGUAUAAACAGAUUUGUGUUUGCAAAGCUUUCCUCGUAGAAUCCAUUAGUGUACUGGAACGGCGUUUGCAUUCUGUGAAAUGCCUCUCCGUGCCGCCCAGGUCCUACUUCUUUGUCUGCGCUUGACUUCUCCCAGGAGGAUCACUGCUACACAGCACUAGCUGCACAAUCAGCAGGCGACCCUAAGGGAUCUCGCUACUGUGAUCUGGGGGAUCUCCUCGUGGGGUGUCCGGUUGUUCUGGGUGCAUCAGUGAAGAGUCACAUGCCGUUUGUUUCAGUGACCAGACUGACAGCUUAUACAUUAUCAGUUAUUUAAGUUAUAUGUUAAAGAGACAAAGAUGUUUGUUUGGUUUGCAUUUUAAAAGUAAAGCGCUCUUAUAAGCAGGACAUUUACCACAGACAAACUGUAUAGUAUGUACCCCAAUACGCAAAUGAAGAAUUUUA